Molecule: messenger RNA, 648 nt
Organism: Rotaria sp. Silwood2
Lineage: Eukaryota; Metazoa; Rotifera; Eurotatoria; Philodinida; Philodinidae
Source: the annotation of a GenBank genome assembly
AUGAUCAUAGCUCAACAUUAUAAUGAUAUCAUUCAUGAAAAUGAAAUUACUCAUGAUAUUUAUGUUAAUUUUGUCAAAAAAAAUCUAUUUCAUUUAGAUACUAAAGCAAGUCACUAUCAACAUGAAUUUGAUGCGACAAAAGAUCGUAUCGAUCAUAGUUCUGAUGAAUUGACCUAUAAAAUUGAUGAAUUCAUUCAGAAGGCUGAUCAUGUUACGGCUAUCAGACUUCAUUUUGAAGCAAGAAUGGAAUUGGUUGAAUAUAGUUCUUUGGAUCAAUUACUACAAUUUAAAUAUGUUCAACAAAAGCCUAAUGACAAACAAAUUAAAUUAGCACAAAAUAUAUGUACUCUUCAACUUGAAAAAGAAAAAUCUGAACAAGAAUUAAUUUUAUUGAAGUUUGGUGUUUUCUACAAGAACUUACCUAAUUCAUUGAAUAUACUUGAAGAAACACUACCAACAUCGAUUACUACCAUCAGCGAUGCUCGACUACGUGAAAAAUUAUCGUUUAACUAUACGAGAAUCAUACAACGAACAAAAGCUGAUUUAAUGAUGGUUUUGACAACAGCAGCUGAAAUGCUAAAAACUGUAAGUCUCCAAAGUCUAUUGGAUUAUAAGAACGACGCAAUUCAGGAAGAAAAAUUGCUUUAA